UUUUAAAGAAAGAAUGUUUAUUGAGAAUCUUACAAGAAAAACUUAUUGUACUACUGUUUUUGUAUUUGUUUAUUUACUAAAUAGAUAAAGUCAUAGUUCAUUUAUAAUUUUAUGAACCGGCAAUAUAACGCGAAAAUUGGCAGUUAUUUACCGCGCUGCUUUCAGAUUGCAAAUUCAGAACGUCAUUUGGGAUUGAAGUGCUUUACAUUGCGCGCUCCGUAAAAAUAAUAGUUUUGCAAUCAUUUUUUUAACUCUUAUCUGUAUUAGGGUUCCUGAGUGCUUGAUGAUAAAUAUUUUUAUUGGAACAAAGGUUUGUUAUAUCUACGUAAUGAUUGUCUAAUAUCGUUUUUGGUACAAUAAGGUUAAUCCAUUAUUCAUAUCCAUCAUUUUCCAUGCUAUUAAAUAGUAUUACUUAUUGUACACAAAUAAGAUAAUUAAAAGUGCUUUAAAUAAUCUUAAUAUUACAAAACAGCAUGUACGAAGUGAAAGGUUUCUAUUUUUAUAAUUAAUACAAAAAAAUAUAUACAAAAUCUAUGGUUAGAAAAGGAUGAUUGGUAUUUACAAUACAACAUUUGUGAGUGGUUUAUUAAAAACUGUUUUUUUUAGUGACCUCGAUUAUGAAAAUUUUAUAAAUUUAAUUUACAAUAUUUUUUUUAAUAAAUUCUAUUUAAUUAUAAAAUGAUAACCAAUAUAAUAUUAUCAUCAAUAAAUUGUUUCAAAAAGACAUUUCUUUUAACGCGAUAAUGAACUUGAACACGAAGAGACAGUAAUGAAGUACGUCCAUAGUAUCGUUAUAUGCUGUAUUCUGUGUUGAAUCCGCACGCACCUCGAAAAUCUUGAGGCUUUUGAAGGAAGGCGUCGUGUAGAAAAUUUCCACAACUCACUAACACCGAUCCGGAGACCGUACGCACGAAACUUUUCACUCACACACGUGCGUACGUCAAAAUAAACUGAAACUCGAAGCGGCCCCGUGAAAACUGCUCUCGUCCCGCUCUCGCGCGGUCCCCCGUCCUAUUUCAACAGGUUUCGCUUUUCAGCAGAUGCAGUAGAGCGAGUGCCUCUAGUAACGGAGCACAAACAGUGCGGGGAACACACGUCGCGUCUGAAAACUGAAAACACAGUUUCACUAACUACUCCGACAUCACCUGGCACUAACCUUAUUCUGACUUCGGCCGAAACGCGCGCCACACUUCUGAAACUUCGCGAUAACACAACUAUUUUUAAAUGGAUCGAAUGCGGCGUGUGUUCAGUGAAAAUUUUCGGAGUGCUCGCGUGAAUCUCGCGUACCGUCUUUAAGAUGUGCCGCACGUGUCCUGAACAUCUCUAAACUUAGUGCCGAAAACUGCCAAGCGAACCCCCGAACGGGAUGACGCGCGUCCAAUACCAACCGAGCGACUAAACCGUGAAUUGAUAAGGAAUUAAUUAGGAGUUAAGAAAGAAAAAAAACGACAAGAUGUAACCGAUGUUUAUAUCUGCAGUGUUGUGAAUUUUCACCUAGUUUCUAGUUGAUAAACAGACAGAAUGUAGACGUAACUAUACGCUAAUACGACAUGGUUGUGAUUAUAAAAGAAACAGAAGGAUUUUCUGUUUCAGUUGUGACUUAGAAAAUUGGUUGUAAUUCUCCGAUAGUUGUGACUAACGUAUAAAUAUAUUUCGAUACGAUCAGAUAGUGAAUUAAGUGUUUGUUUAAUACGUUUGUAUUACCGUAACAAAAGGAUCUGAAGGUUGUCAGUGUUUAUUCUGAACUUUGUUUUCGCGGCUAAAUUUCCCUGGAGGUUGUUCGUAUUACAGUAACAUUUCGCAAGGACUUAGAUAAGGUGUCGACAUUCAAAUGUUAACAGUGUUGUGGAAUAUUCUGUUGUGACAUUGUGAGGAUGUACGAACUGGAAACGGGUUUCGGUGAAGUUUUGGCGCGUGAAUUAUUAAUCAUUUGAAGAAUGAGGUGGUAGCAAGCAACUACGAGGCCCAUGUGUGAUGGCGGCGGUGAAUUCGGUGCAAACAUCGCGGCUGCCGUUGCCGAGGUUCUCGCCGCGUGCCGUGUUGAUGUACAGCGCAGCGGUCGGCGGCGAGGGUGCUGUGGCGCUGCAGCUGCGAGAGGCGGCCCCGGGCGAGCUUGAUGCAGCGCGACUCCACGACGAGCGUCUGGCCAUCGCCUGCCACGAGCCCGAACUGCUGGCUGACCUCCUGCACGCCGCGGCUGAUAUCGAUGGCGAGCAGGAUGGUCUCACAGCAUUAUUGGCUGCGGCAUCGCCUGACUUGGCACUUGCAUCCGAUGCAUCCGACAGCCUACCACUACCCGACCACGAUCAUGAUUGCACCACGUCAUUGCCAACUUCGAGCGGAAUAUUGAACGGUAUAGCCACAGUGUCCGUUGCAGUGACAGGGCUCGAAGCCAAGCCCCCGUUCGCCGUGAAGAAGGUCCGACCCAAACCCGCAUCACCCAACCGACAAGGCCCCCAACAGUGUCAAGUGUGCAACAAGAUCUUCGGUAACGCAUCUGCCUUAGCCAAACACAAACUAACGCAUAGCGACGAAAGGAAAUACGUCUGCAUCACAUGCGCGAAGGCUUUCAAGAGACAAGAUCAUCUUAACGGUCACAUGUUGACACAUCGAAACAAGAAGCCAUACGAAUGUAAAGCGGACGGAUGUGGGAAAUCAUACUGCGACGCUCGCUCCCUACGGCGGCACACGGAGAACCAUCACCACCCACCGGCAGACGGUAAAAACAGCAACAGCUCAAUCGACAAUGACCGAGAACCAAACUCACAGCGCGUUUCAUCUCCAAUAUCACCGGGACGCAGCCAACCUCCGCAUUCCGAUUCGAGCAACGGAUCGGAAAAGUCAAGCGCAGCUACAAGCGGCAGCGGGGGCGGGAGCGAUAGUCCACCGUGUACCCCACCGACACCAGUCACUCCGCCCGUAAAACAAAAGACCAAAGCCGCAACCAAGCCGAAAUCUUGUAAUGCAGCGCAACAAGGAAACACGAAAUGCGGCGGUGGUGCUAGUGCGAGCGGGUCCCACAGCAGCACAGCAAGCGGGCCGAUACAAAACGCUUCACGUACUAACGACGUCAAACCAGUCGAAUGUAACCUCUGUCAUCGGAAAUUCAAGAACAUACCCGCUCUAAAUGGCCACAUGCGUUUACACGGAGGAUACUUCAAAAAGGAUUCAGAUAGCAAAAAGCUAGAUAAAAAAGAAACGACCGGACCACCUCUGCAAACAGCAUCCGUCUCGGUACGAGCCCUCAUUGAAGAAAAGAUCAUUAGCAGACGAGGGGCCACGGCAAGCUCGACGAAUUGUACGAGUACGGAUACUGUAGCCUCACGUUCUGGUUUCGUUGCGCCAGCGCCGCCACCGCUGUCAACGAUACGCGCGUCAUCCUCAUCACCCGCCACUACGUCGGCACAGUUCGUACCGCCACGGGCGCCAUCCGCCGUCACUGUGGCCGCGAACUUAUCUACUAACAUGAGCGCCGCACAAAGGGACUCUACUCUAAUCGAACUCUUGAAGAAAGGGAACACUAAAGCUGUCAAACGAUCGGCAUCGGACCCGGGACACGCAUCGCCACAGCAAGACUACACGUUUCGUCCGGAACUAUUCGGGGUGUCCUUUAACUCUGAUGACGGGUAUUUCUCGCCGGCACUAAACGAUGACACGUUUCAAUUCACCUCCGCGCCAGACCAACUAGAAGAUCUAGCUUCAUUGGAAGACUACGCAACUGUGGCUGCUUCGAUAAGAGAAAGAUCCCCGGUCACAUUCCCGUACAGUCGACGUCUGGCUGCGGUUCUAAAUUCACCUCUACCGGAAUCGUUGGCGGAUUUCGGCGCAUGCCAUGGUGGUUCGCCGGUCACCUCUCCCGGUAUCGGAUACACGGCAAAUUCACCGGGACUAUCGUAUACGACCGGGGAUUCGCCGGGCUUAGCGUACACAGCAGCGUCGCCCGGUGGCAGUUAUUCAACGCAGCCUUCGCCCGGUUUUACUUACCCAACGCCACCAGCUUCUCAUGAUGCUCAUUCUCCGGCACACACGGUUCCUCGAGCGUCAUCACCGCUAUCAGCCGCUUUUUUCACUGCCACUAUGUCCAGUCAAGAAGAGGUUGAAGAAGCCUUAGAAGAAGUUUUACCGGAGGAAUGCAGGUCACUUGAUGCCUAUUCACUGGAGCCUUCGCAAACCGCACGCCGUAUCAUGCUCAACUCGGAAGACCCUUUGCUAUCGAGCAGCCCCAGAGAUUUCUCCCAUCAAAGAAUAUUCAGGCGUCAACAUCGGAGCGUCGUAAAUACUACUGGACAUCUACAACAAUGGCAACAUGAUAAUUCACUUCAGGUCUGCGUUGAAGGUCGAGAUACGGUACCAGCUGUGUUCUUAAGUCCGAACAGUGUGCCGGCGUCACCACAACGAAGGAAACGUCGAGCAUCACCUGCGGGUCCUUACCGAUCAAGGAUGCGAAGAGCUAUCAGUCACUUCACGCCGCAACCGAUGCUACCACCCGAACGCGAUGGCUCUGGACUAUACAUAGAUUUGACGGCUGGAAUUCUAUCAGAAAAUGAUGGUUUAUCGCAAACGGAGGACGUUCGAAAGCCGCAAAUAAAUAUCGGGACUAAUUUCCAAGCCGAAUUACCAGAGCUGUACAGCGAUCGUGAUGAUCUACAUCGAGCACCGGAACAACUCCUUUGGGAUCCGGGCAUAAACGAAGCGUUAGAAGACAACGAAGUACGAAUGUUCAUGGAACUAGCGAUGUGUGCUGCUAUGCCAGUCGGGGGGCACACAAGAGAAUUUGCCUUACAAACUUUAGGAGAAUGUGGCGGAGAUAUCAGAGCGGCCACUCUACGACUAAUGUCAAGACCUGUGGUGCCAUCGCAGCACGAGUCGCGUUGGGCGCCCGAUGAAGUCGAAGCGUUCUUAUCUGGACUAAGCCAUUACGAUAAAGACUUUUUUAGAAUUUCGCAACUGGUUAGAACAAAGGACUCGAAGCAAUGCGUUCAAUUCUACUAUUUUUGGAAGAAAGUAACGAAAGACUACAAGACCCAGUACCUAAGGAGUUGGUGUGCCGAUCCGCAUACAUCACAAGGUUCUGUAGCACAAGUAACUACACAUAGCAACACCUCGUGCACCUCAUCACCGACUUCAUACGACAAUGAGGAGUACCCAUGCAAGAUAUGCGGGAAAGUAUUUAACAAAGUAAAAAGUCGUAGUGCACACAUGAAGUCACACCGGCCUCUCGACGCCGAAACGAAAAAAUCAAAACUCGAAAAGCCUUAUGAAAAGGCCGAGAAAUCUGAUGGCAGACAUAACACAACAAACGAAUUUCACAAAACGUUGUAACACAUGCUGGCAUAAAGUCGGCGGGUUCUUGUGAAAUGCUAAAAUGUAAUUAUUCUUGAUUAAGAUAAAAAGAUCGCAAGAGCUAUAAAGACUAAAAUUUUAAAAAAAUCGACUUGCAUCGUUACAACAAAACUUUUUACUAAGCAUUUUACAAUAAUGUCCCCUUUGCAUUGUACGCUAUUAAAAUAUGAUACAAUUGACACCCCGCUCAUUCGCACAGCGUUGUAAAGAUAGAUUAUACGCAUAACAUUUGGUUGUGAACCCGCUGUCCGAAACAUGCCCCCCCCCCCCGUGCACAUUGUCGCCACCGACCCCCACUCACCACACACACAUUGUUUACUCUUACUUGAACUGUUCAAGAAAUAGCCAGUAAAUGUUAGCCUCCAGAUUUAUCAACGAAGCUUUCUGCAAUUAUAGAGACCACUAUUUUUAAUUGCCAAAAUUAAAAAAAAAACCUUGUAUCUGUGGAUACUGAACAUUUAACUCAAACAAAAAGCUGAUAAUGAUAAUUUAUUCUAGAACAAAUCUUUAGUCAAAUGCGAUUUUACUUUCAAUUUCAAUCAUUUAAAUUUUACCGUUAUUUGUUUUUGGUAAAAAAAAACUGAUUGAUGUUUUUAAUUAAACAGCCAUACAAUAAUAUUUAUAGUCUAGCUAAUUUAUUAUUUAAUUCAACUCAUAGAGCACAAAGAUAUUUUGUAUGACGAUAGAUAGAUAAGUUUUGUCUUCGUAAAGUUUUAUAUGACAGAUUUCUCAAUGUGACUUGUAAGUGUGAUUUUGUAAAUAAAAUAUGAAGGUAGUUGGUUGUAAUCGCUACGUUAGAGAUGAGCUAUCCAAGAUUACUAUUGAUCUAUUUAAGUAUUACAACUAUAUUACGUACGUGUGAUACAUAAAUCGUGUAGUAACUACACUACCUCGUUUCUAUAUAAUUCAUUCUAUCGCGAGCACAGCUCGUAACUACUUUGUUAUAAUAUUAUGCUUGUUUGCUCAUUUUCUUUUUAAAUCCUAGAUGUUACUUAUUUUAAUUUAUUAUUUUCUAGUCGUAUUCUGUUUUUUCAUGCGUUAUUCAAUAGUUAUAUCGAUUUAAGUAUGUUUAUGUUACAAUUAAAUUAAAUUCAACAUCCGUACCUAUCGUAUUUUUUACAUAUCUAAGUUAAUAAUGCGUCUUCAUCUGAAAUAUUGUAUUUCUGUGAACUUUUUGGUACAAAUUAUUCUUCUUAUAUAAAUAAAUUAAAUGAAAGGUAUUUAAGUAUAUUUUUAUUACAACGCGAAACAACGAAAAUAUAGUCCUUUAAUUAUAUUAUAGUGAAUUCAAUACAGUAAAAAAUAUAUUAUUAGUCAUUCUUUUUACCAAAAGGUUCAUAGAAUCUUUAUUAAAAAAAAAUAGAAUGAUAUUUUUUUACACAAAUAUUAUAAAAUGCUCAAUAAGUCACUAUUUAUAUUUUACGUUAAUAACAUUAUUCUACAUAGUUAGUUCCUUGUUGAUUGUUCUGAAUGAAGCUCUCAUUUGAAUCUUAUAUAAUAUGUACUUAAUUUACGAAUGUACUGUUUAUUUUAUAAUAAUAGGAAUGUUUGUAAGUGUACCUAAGUGUUGUGAUAAAUGUAUGUGAGAAUUGUUUGUUCGGUGCGUGCUAUCUUUAUGAUUUAAUGGUACAAAACAGGCAAUUAACUUGCUCAAAAUUAAAUUUAAGAGUAUUCACACGUAUUGCCUGUACGCAAAACUGUAUUUCGCUACACCCAAAAUUACAAUAAAUCAUUUGAAACUCUUUAAUACAAACGUAAGGUUGUGAAGUUGUAAAUUACUCGUUUUGUCGUCUUCCGUAAUAUUGAAUGAUUAAUUUUGGGGCAGAAUUCCUUGUAAAAGACAUGUUUAAUGUAUCAUAAAAAUUUUAUUCAAUUUCUAUAAUUAUUUCUACUACUAACGAAAAUUUUUAACAUUAACUUAUUAUAACGAUUUAAGCGUAUGUUGUACAUGUGUAUGUUUUUACAGUACCACAAAAUGUGUGUAGGUAGUUUUAUUGAAAUUUCUUAUUGUGAGUGUAUGUUAGACGUAACUGUUUGUUUUGAGAAAUUAUAACACGUUUAUAAAUGAUGUUUAAAAUGUGAAUGAAAGUUAUUCGCUUUGAUUUCGUGUACGGAUAUUAUUAGAAUUUAAUAAUUUAACUAAAGAUGGUUUCCCAUCCGCGUAAACUUGACACAAAGCUGCCAAAUUAUAUUGAAAAAAUUGAACGAACGAACUGUACGCCACUAACUCGUGUGAUUAUUUGGUUGUGUUAUAUAACAUUGUAUUAGAAAAAAAAAAACUAACGUUUUAUUGUUAAUUGUUAUACAUUAAGUUCUAACUGUGCCAAAUAUUUUGAAAACGCUCUAAGUACUUAUAAAUACAUCAUUUUUAGUUUAAUUUGUUAUUAGUAUUAGCUUACGAUGUUAUUAGCUAAAUUAUUUUCUAGUUGGUUAUCUAAUAGAGAAAAGCUAAAUCAAAAAUAAAUAGUUUUUUAAGACAUAUUUUCAGUCAGAAAUGUGCCAUUUAUUUUCAUACAAAUCGCAUCAUCUCUGCUAGGAUUUGAUAAGAACAAUUAUUAGUAGCUUAUAUUUUUUUCUUAACACGCUUCCUUUUAAAUACAAAAUAUUUUUUGAGAAUGCAAACCAAAAUAAUCUACUUCGUAUAUUGCGAUUUAUCAACGAUAAUUCCCUCCAGUAACAUUUUACUCUUAGCCAUUAAGACUGAAAACUUCUUUUUGGAUUCAGCAAAUUAUAAUUUCGUUGACAGCGCGUGAUUUCAGCCUUGUUUAAUGUUUUUAUUGAUCAGUUUAAUUAACCCAUUCCACGUGCCAACUCGUCAUCCUAGUCAGGGUAUAGCUUACGUAGAAUAUGCCCUUAAAUUAGUUAAAAAGAUUAGAAACAGCGUAAGUUCGGUAUUUAGAUCGCAACUACCGUAGACUACACUAGCAAAUGCCCGCUGUAUUCUAUAGAUAAUGCACAAGAAACGCUAAUUUAUCUAAAUUAUAAGAAUGAAGAUUUUAACCAAAAAAAAAACUUAUUUCAACUUAAAUAUAGAAGUGCCUUACAAUUUAAUUUUUACACUGUUUGGUUUAUUUAGUUCACAAGAGCAGUGGUUUAAUGCAUUUAUUGUUGAUAUUAUCAUUCACUCUUCGCUCUGUCAUGAGAGUGAAGAUUAGUGAAUCGAUCGUAUCUCCAUCGUUAUUUAUUAUUUUAUUUAUUAAAUAUAAACAAUAAAAAAUAUAAAAUUUAGAAAAUUAAAUUAAAAUUAGAUUAUGGAAAUAAAUAGAAACAUUCAUUCAUCAGAUAUUAUUUUGAACGAAAAGAAAGAAUAUUAUGUAUCCUUUACAAUAUCUACGAGUCAAUUCUAUGAAGAGUUCAUAAAUAAAAGUAAUAAUGUACAUAAGUCGAUAAGUUAUUAUUUUAUUAUAAAUUACCAAACAAAGAAUACAGCAUUAGGAAUAUAUUUCUACGAGUGUUACCAGCUCCUGAGUAUUGUUUAAUUUCGCUUCGAAGAAAUGACGUCCUUAUUAUCUGACACUAUUUUCUGUAAUAUAUUAAAUGGCACAUAGUGUAAAUGUAAGUACUUCUGUAUUCGUGUCAACACAUGAGAAUGUUAUUAUAGUAUUAAUAUUUUAUAAGUCUAAAUGCAUAAUAUUAUAUUCUUCUAAUUUUGUAUCGGUCAGAGUGCAGGGCGUCGGGGAAUCCUCUCGAGUCGCCGGGCGCUUAGCUGUAUUUGUACGUACCUAAUACGUACCUAUAUGUGUACUUGUAAUAUAAUUGUAGACGGUGAACUGUCGCGUGCCAAAACGCACGAUAAUUGAUAUUACACUCUGUGUUGUGAUUUUGAUCGUUCUGUAAAAUACAAAAUGAAUCUUUUAAAAGUACUAUGAAAGUUUGUAGACACAUUUUUAGAUUAGCUAAUUUCUUCGCGUAGACAUGUUAGGUCGUCAUUGAUUAAGCAUUUAGAUUAAACAUUGUAGUAGCGUGUAAUUGGAUGAUGUAAGUGUAUUGCGUUUAGAUUCAUUGUUAUAUUCAAUAAAUGUGAUCAUUGUAAUGAACAACGAUUAAGCUCGAGUCCUGCCCUCGUGCCACUGGGCGACUCUUCACAACUUCGCAUAUCUUUGAAACAAUAAGUAAUAAAAUUAAACUCUAUUAUUUAUAUUGAUAAAUUUAUUAGGAUAACUAAUUUUUUAAGACAAUGACUAUUACGUGAUCUUUUAGAUUGUCUUUAUUAAUAAAUAUAUGGUGAAGGUUU
Bombyx mori (domestic silkworm) is the source of this 9577-nucleotide messenger RNA. RefSeq lists its product as uncharacterized. The coding region runs from base 1975 to 5322 and encodes 1115 amino acids. Gene Ontology annotation, biological process: negative regulation of DNA-templated transcription; regulation of transcription by RNA polymerase II. Gene Ontology annotation, molecular function: transcription corepressor activity. NCBI's taxonomy places the organism in Eukaryota, Metazoa, Arthropoda, Insecta, Lepidoptera, Bombycidae. The record is from RefSeq and is a predicted model, not a curated record. Gene Ontology annotation, cellular component: transcription regulator complex; histone deacetylase complex. The transcript is spliced from 20 exons.